Messenger RNA from Episyrphus balteatus (marmalade hoverfly), 1434 nucleotides. Its product is annotated as mucin-2-like. The record is from RefSeq and is a predicted model, not a curated record. Lineage: Eukaryota; Metazoa; Arthropoda; Insecta; Diptera; Syrphidae. The transcript has a single exon. The coding region runs from base 1 to 1434 and encodes 477 amino acids.
AUGGCAGCAAAACUUACUUUAACUUUGGCGCUAGUUGUACUAAUGGCAGUUAUUUCUGCUUCGCAACGACCAAGCAGUGGUCCACAAUUUGGUGGUCGUCCGCCUGGUGGCUCACAAUUUGGUGGUCCUCAAGUUGGCGGUCCACAGCCUGGUGGCCCACAAUUUGGCGGUCAGCCACCUGGUGGUCGACUUCCUAGUGACCCACAAGUUGGUGUUCCACAGCCUGGUGGCCCACAAUUUGGUGGUCAGCAAUCUGGUGGUCGUCUCCCUGGUGGCCCACAAGUUGGUGUUCCACAACCUGGUGGCCCACAAUUUGGUGGUCAGCAAUCUGGUGGUCGUCUCCCUGGUGGCCCACAAUUUGGUGGUCCACAACCUGGUGGCCCACAAUUUGGCGGUCAGCAAUCUGGUGGUCGUCUCCCUGGUGGCCCACAACUUAGUGGUCCACAACCUGGUGGCCAACAAUUUGGCGGUCAGCAAUCUGGUGGUCGUCUCCCUGGUGGCCCACAAUUUGGUGGUCCACAACCUGGUGGCCCACAAUUUGGCAGUCAGCAAUCUGGUGGUCGUCUCCCUGGUGGCCCACAAUUUGGUGGUCCACAACCUGGUGGCCAACAAUUUGGCGGUCAGCAACCUAAUGGUCGUCCACCUUGUGGCCCGCAACCUUGCGGUUCAAGAACAUCAACGUCAACUGAAGCUCCUUGGACUUCAACAUCAACUGAAGCUCCUUGGACGUCAACAUCAACUGAAGCUCCUUGGAUUUCAACAUCGACAUCAACUGAAGCUCCUUGGACUUCAACAUCAACUGAAGCUCCUUGGACGUCAACAUCAACUGAAGCUCCUUGGACUUCAACAUCAACUGAAGCUCCUUGGACGUCAACAUCAACUGAAGCUCCUUGGACGUCAACAUCAACUGAAGCUCCUUGGAUUUCAACAUCGACAUCAACUGAAGCUCCAUGGACUUCAACAUCAACUGAAGCUCCUUGGACGUCAACAUCAACUGAAGCUCCUUGGAUUUCAACAUCGACAUCAACUGAAGCUCCAUGGACUUCAACAUCAACUGAAGCUCCUUGGACGUCAACAUCAACUGAAGCUCCUUGGACUUCAACAUCGACAUCAACUGAAGCUCCUUGGACGUCAACAUCGACAUCAACUGAAGCUCCAUGGACUUCAACAUCAACUGAAGCUCCUUGGAUUUCAACAUCGACAUCAACUGAAGCUCCUUGGACUUCAACAUCAACUGAAGCUCCUUGGACCUCAACAUCAACUGAAGCUCCCUGGACUUCAACAUCGACAUCAACCGAAGCUCCAUGGACUUCAACAUCAACUGAAGCUCCUUGGACUUCAACAUCGACAUCAACUGAAGCUCCAUGGACUUCAACAUCAACUGAAGCUUUUUGGACAUCAACAUCAACUGAAGCUCCUUGGACAUCAAGAUAA